Larimichthys crocea (large yellow croaker) is the source of this 4802-nucleotide messenger RNA. It is a transcript of the gene taf2, whose product is annotated as TAF2 RNA polymerase II, TATA box binding protein (TBP)-associated factor. The transcript is spliced from 27 exons. The coding region runs from base 492 to 4136 and encodes 1214 amino acids. Gene Ontology annotation, cellular component: transcription factor TFIID complex. Lineage: Eukaryota; Metazoa; Chordata; Actinopteri; Sciaenidae. The record is from RefSeq and is a predicted model, not a curated record. Gene Ontology annotation, biological process: transcription initiation at RNA polymerase II promoter. Gene Ontology annotation, molecular function: chromatin binding; RNA polymerase II general transcription initiation factor activity; transcription cis-regulatory region binding.
CGCGAACGUUUCCGUGAUUUGUUUUUAAUAUUUAAAAAAAUCUGUUUUUUAAUUUUUACGCGCGGCGCGGGAAGUCAAAGGUUACAAACAAAAUGGCUGAACAGAGUGGAGCCGUGCUCGCAGAGCUCUGAGCAGCCGGACAGAGAGGAUACAUUUGGACUUUUUUUACGCGGCAGUCAUGAUACAGACCUGUUCUUUUCCAUACAAGACCGACGUAUAUUUACGGACACAUUCGCCGUGGUUGCAGUGAGGACACUGUGAACAGUCUGCGGCUGCAAAGCAAACAUAAAGCUCGUACAGAGCUCAUUCAGACCCGCAGUAUCACCGCUACAUGUGACGGCUCUGUAAGUGUCCCCGUACUCUUCAGAAGACGUCUGCAGGCUGGAGGAUGCAUGGGGUGGCUGCAGCUUGAGCUGGCAGAGUUAACCACACCAGGAGCCGUGUUUUAGCAAGUCCAAACUCCUGCGAGGAGACAGCAAGAAGAAACGAGGAUGAACAGGAAGAAGGAUAAAGGAUUCGAGAGUCCGCGCCCCUUUAAAUUGACCCACCAGGUGGUGUGCAUCAACAACAUCAACUUCCAGAGGAAGUCUGUCAUUGGCUACGUCGAGCUGACCAUCUUCCCUACGGUGGUCAACCUGAACAGGAUCAAGCUCAACAGCAAACAGUGCCGCAUCUACAGAGUUCGAGUCAAUGAACUUGAAGCCCCAUUCAUUUACAAUGAUCCCACACUGGAGGUGUGCCACCAUGAGUCCAAGCAGAGGAACCUCAACUACUUCUCCAGUGCCUACACAGCAGCAGUGAGUGCUGUGGAUCCAGAUGCAGGACACGGGGAGCUGGUCAUUAAAGUUCCCUCUGAACUCUGGAAACAAGGAGAUGAUUUAAAAGUUUUAAAGGUGUACAUUGAAUUUUCUUUGGACCAGCCAAAAGGAGGUCUUCACUUUGUUGUUCCUGACAUUGAAGGCAGCAUGGCGGAGAGAGGAGCUCACGUUUUCUCCUUUGGAUACCAGAACUCCACCAGGUUCUGGUUCCCCUGCGUCGACUCCUACUCAGAGCUCUGUACGUGGAAGCUGGAGUUCACCGUGGACGCUUCCAUGGUGGCGGUGUCCUGUGGCGAUCUGGUGGAGACCAUCUACACUCACGAUAUGAGGAAGAAGACUUUCCACUACGUCCUCCCCAUCCCCACCGCGGCUCCCAAUAUCUCCCUGGCUGUGGGGCCCUUUGAAAUCCUUGUAGAUCCCUACAUGCAUGAGGUGACCCAUUUCUGCCUGCCACAGCUGCUGCCGCUGCUCAAACACUCCAUGUCUUACCUGCAUGAGAUUUUUGAGUUUUAUGAGGAGAUCCUGACGUGCCGCUACCCUUACGCCUGUUUCAAGACUGUGUUUGUGGACGAGGCCUAUGUACAAGUGUCCACCUAUGCUUCCAUGAGUAUCUUCAGCACUAACCUGCUCCACAGUGCUAUGAUCAUAGACCAGACCCCGCAGACACGCCGCUGUCUGGCCCAGGCCUUGGCUCAGCAAUUCUUUGGCUGUUUCAUCUCCAGGAUGUCAUGGGCUGAUGAGUGGGUGCUGAAGGGAAUCUCAGGCUACAUCUACGGCCUCUACCUAAAGAAGACGUUUGGAGUCAAUGAGUACCGGCACUGGAUCAAAGAGGAGUUGGACAAGAUUGUGGACUAUGAACUAAAGAUGGGAGGAGUUCUGCUGCACCCGACCUUCAGUGGAGGCAAAGAGAAGGACAAUCCAACUCCCCACCUCCACUUCUCCAUCAGACACCCUCACACGCUGUCCUGGGAGUACUACAGGAUGUUCCAGUGUAAGGCCCACCUGGUGAUGCGGCUCAUAGAGAACAGGAUCAGCAUGGAGUUCAUGCUGCAGGUUUUCAACAAGCUCCUGAGCCUGGCCAGCACAGCCUCGUCCCAGAAGUACCAGAGUCAGAUGUGGAGUCAGAUGCUUCUGUCCACUCACGCCUUCCUCAAAUCCAUCUCCAACGUCUCUGGCAAAGACAUAGGUCCCCUCAUCAAACAAUGGGUAGACCAGAGUUCUGUGGUGAAAUUCUUUGGCAGUUUUGCCUUCAACAGGAAGAGGAACGUGCUGGAACUGGAGAUCCGUCAGGACUACACAUCAUCUGGAACUCAGAAAUAUGUGGGUCCAAUUAAGGUGACUGUGCAGGAGUUGGAUGGAUCCUUCAAUCACACGCUGCAGAUAGAGGAGAACAGCCUCAAACACGACAUCCCCUGUCACUCCAAGAGCAGACGAAACAAGAAAAAGAAGAUCCCUCUGAUGAAUGGAGAGGAAGUUGACAUGGAUUUAUCAGCCAUGGAUGCCGACUCUCCUCUCCUCUGGAUCCGGAUUGACCCAGACAUGUCCAUUCUGAGGAAGGUGGAGUUCGAGCAGGCUGACUUCAUGUGGCAGUACCAGCUGCGCUAUGAGCGGGAUGUAGUUGCACAGGAGGAGGCCAUCUCAGCUUUGGAGAAGUUUCCGACUCCUGCCUCCAGGCUGGCUCUGACAGACAUCCUGGAGCAAGAACAGUGUUUCUACAAAGUUCGUAUGCAGGCCUGCUUCUGUUUGGCCAAGAUAGCCAAUGCCAUGGUGAGCACCUGGCAGGGCCCACCCGCUAUGAAGUCCCUGUUCACCCGAAUGUUCUGCUGCAAGAGCUGCCCCAACAUCGUCAAGACCAACAACUUCAUCAACUUCCAGAGUUACUUCCUACAAAAGACGAUGCCCGUUGCUAUGGCGUUACUCAGAGAUGUCCAGAACCUCUGUCCAAAAGAUGUCCUCAACUUCAUCCUCGACCUCAUCAAGUACAAUGACAACCGGAAAAACAAAUUUUCAGAUAACUACUACCGUGCAGAGCUGAUUGAAGCACUGACCAACUCUCUGACCCCGGCCAUCAGCAUCAACAAUGAGGUGCGGACUGUGGACAAUUUAAACGGCGACGUCCGGCUCAUCUUAGAGGAGAUCACACGAUUCCUCAACAUGGAGAAACUGCUGCCGAGCUUCAGAAACACCAUCACUGUCAGUUGUCUGAGAGCGAUCCGUCAGCUUCAGAAGAACGGUCACAUUCCCAGCGAUGCUUCACUUUUCAAGUCCUACGCCGAGUACGGACACUUUGUAGACGUUCGCGUCGCGGCACUGGAGGCUCUAGUGGACUAUACUAGAGUUGAAAGAAGUUCCGCGGAGCUUCAGUGGCUGCUCAGCAUGGUGUACAGUGAUCCAGUUCACUAUGUCAGACAUGAGAUCCUGGGCAUGCUCUGUAAGAAUCCACCUUUCACCAAGACAACAGACUCCGCUCUGUGUAAUGAAGCUUUGGUCGACCAGCUCUGGAAGCUUAUGAACUCAGGUACCUCCCAUGACUGGCGGCUUCGCUGUGACGCUGUGAACCUCUACUACACAUUGUUCGGUUUGACUCGGCCUUCUUGCCUGCCCCUCCCGGAACUGGGCCUCGUGCUGAACCUGAAGGAGAAGAAAGCCGUCCUGAACCCCACCAUCAAGCCUGAGCUGGGGGUCAGCGCAGUCAUGGACACGCCUGCCAGUAUUGGCAUCCACGGUGUCGGCAUGAGCUACGUAGCUGUGGAUGAAGAGCCAGAUCCUAUUUCAUUAGGGGUGUGUGGAGUGGGCCAGCCCCCCCAGGGUCUGAAGAGGAAGGCCGAGACCCCGCUGGGCUCCCCUCCAGAACCAGGACAGAUCCUGCAGCAACAGGACGACGAUGGAAGAGGAGGAGGACGCUUCAAGAUCAGGUUUAACACAAUGGAAGAUGAAGAUAUUGAUAUGGAGACUGUUCAUGACAGUCAGGCCUUCAUUCACCAUCAUCUCAAUCUGUUAGAGAGACCCUCUACACCAGGUAAAGAGCCGCCAUCGGUGGAACAGUCCAUCCUCUCCAUGCCCGCCACGCCGGUGCCGUCCUUCACCAAAGAGACCACCUCUUUGUCCUCCAAACACGGCGGCGAACACGGCCACCAUCAUCACCAUCACCACCACGAGCACAAGAAGAAGAAGAAGAAGCACAAGCACAAACACAAGCACAAGCACAAACACGAGAGCAAGGACAAGGAGAAGGACAGGGAGCGGGACAACUCGCACGCCUACAGCAACAGCCCGGCCAGCGGCCGCUCCCUGCGCUCACCGUCCCUGUCUGACUGAGACAUCUGGAUACAACUAUGUUGCAGUAGCAGGACAGAUGUCUCUGAGUGUAGAGACGCACACAACAGGAAGGAAAACAUGCUUAGGUGAUCUAAAUAUUCAUGACUCAGUAGAAAGGAGAUUCAGAAAAGGAGUUGUGAUCGUCAUGGCGACAGAAACGGCAGUGUGCAUGUUGAGAGGAAACAUGGUGAACUGGGGUUGCAGUGUCAUUAAGGUAACCCCUCCAGAGGCGUCCUUAUGUUCUCACCAACACACACACACACACACACACACACACGCACACGCGCACGCGCACGCAUGCGCGCGCGCGUCCUGUGGGAGUUUGAGGACUUUUAACACUGCUUCCAAGCUGUCUGAGGCAUGCAACCACACACACCUCUCCCCUCAAACAGGCAAAUACAGUCAGUCUCGGCAACCUCACACAACCCCCCACCCCGCUGUGCCUCAUCCCCACAGCUCAAUCCGACAUUCAGCGAGCGGCUUCGAAGAGGAAAACAUGAGGGAUGGCGGUGUGGACUGAGCCUCCGGUGUCUCUGACAUCCUGUAAACGACAUUUCCCCCCUCACCGUGCUCUACAAUUGAAACUCGAGUAAUAAGUCUAUGUUUUUUAAUACUUUUUGUUUCUCAACUGUCACCCCUGAUUAAAGAUGCUUUUGUAUUCAUGAA